UAUAUAUAUAUAGCAUAUGAAAUCGCGAUGAAAGCAAUACAGGUGACAAGCGAUACAUGAAUUUCGUAAAACAGUGACCCAUAAAAGUCUUCUGCGAAUUUGCUAAAUUUCCCAAGUUUGUAACAUGCUGGCUUGACAAAAGUGCGUGCCAGACGAAAUACGUGACAUCAGCACCUUCGUCCAUUAAUUUAUGUGUCUUUAAAGCCCGCUGCGCAGAUUCGAUCGAACUGUUGAACGAUCAACGGUAAAGUACAACAAUGGGGCAAUUAACGAUGUUUUUAAUGGCUAUUUUCCUAGUCCACUAUGCGUUUGCUGACAUUAUGAUACAACCUGGAUACGAACAUUCACACUCUACACAGAAAUCAGAUUUGGAGGAAGAACAUCAGCCCAUAACUCAACCUCCUGAAACUCUUCCAAAUUCAGAAGACAAAGGCCAUGAAUCACAUCCUCAAUCACACAGUCCACGCCAAUUAGUACAACAACGGGGAUACAUGGAUCCAGAGUAUCAUUUGGAACUUUAUCCAGUGUAUUCGGAUUCAUACCAUGUUCCCGCUCAAACAUUGUCGCCGAUGUUUCAACAAGUAAUAUUGCCACCUAUGUCAAGAACUGCUUACAGACGACUGCUGUCUGAUAUGAAUAGCUACGGAUCAGCAGGAAUUCCCGGGGCAGUUCUACCCUAUUAUCAAUAUCCUCCUACAGCAGCACACAAUCGAUACAGAAGAUCUAAUCCAAGCGAAGAACCCGAUAGAAUACAAAGGGAUGAACACGAUGAUGUGGCCACGAAGUCGCCCUUAGAUGAUUCGUUAUCGGUCGUUGAUUUGCAAGAUCAAGAGAAGAAGCGCGUGAAUACUCGUCAGAGUGUUUCAUUGUUGGGCUUGAAUCCAUCGAACAUGUAUCCUGUGCAGCAACAAUACCGUUCUGUGGAAUUGAAACCAUCCUAUAAUCCCUAUCAACAAAUACCAGCCGAAGUAAAGCAAGAAAUGCCACAAGAAAUGCCAGUUGCUAGUCCUAUAAAAACCACGACUUCUUUAUUAGCCAACAAAGAUCUUCAUCACGCAUUAUUAUUGCAACAAACUUCCCCCCAAAAACAGCAACAGAGAAAUUCCUUGGAUUCCAUGGUCUCUGCUUCCGUUCAAUCGUCGCCAGUUGAUAUCGUGGGAAGUCAGCGCAAAUUUAAAAUUUCCACGGAAAAAGCUGAUAAUCAUAAGGAUCAAGUGGGCACGAAGCUGGGGGAUAUCUACAAAAUAAGGGUGCACCAGCACGUGCAUAACCACGGGAAAUUCAAGGAUAAUAUGUCAAAAGAAAGUUACAGCAUCACGAUUCCUACGAACGCGCACCACGACGCUGAGCCAUCGAAUAAUUUAACACCGAUACAGCCCGCUGCAGAGCAAGUUUAUAGUAAGCCAACUGACCUGGGGACAAAUUAUUUGCCAUACACUCAGUACACCGUUGCACCUCAAUCUUAUCCUGUUAGCGAUUUCAGUAAUUAUGUAGGUAAUUAUGUUUGGUCAUGCCCAUAUCCGUCCCCCUAUUCGCCAUACAGAAUUUGUUUCGAUACCAAUGAUAUACAACAACCUGUCGUAUAUCAGUUAGCUUAAAUGAAUCUCGACUUUGCAAAUCAAACGACCACGCAAUUUAACUACAUAGCUAUACUUUUUGGAUUUUGUAUAAAAUGUUUAUAUCACGAUAUUUUAUAUUUUUUCACGGAUAUUACACGUCAAUUAAGCAUCUAUCGAAUAUAUAUGUAAAUUUCAUCGUUCUUAAUCGAUGAUUAGAUGAACAUUUUUCAAUAAACGUAUAACCAUAAACGCCGUCAAGUUUAUUAAAAGCUUCCCUACCCAUAAAGUGUUACAUCUCGUGCCGUUAACAAGGAGGCUGCACAUAAUCGGACCUUAAUGCUCGUCUGCCAACCGGAUCUCACUAUCAUCUCAUCAAUCGCUUAAUCACGGAACUAAUUCGAAAAUACGUCUAUCACUUGACACCCCUCUCGUCAAUAUUUAUUAACUUGUCGGUUUUACGCAAACAUUUCCAGAGAAUAAGAAAUAAGAAAUAAGAAACAA
Bombus huntii is the source of this 2060-nucleotide messenger RNA. RefSeq lists its product as uncharacterized. The record is from RefSeq and is a predicted model, not a curated record. Lineage: Eukaryota; Metazoa; Arthropoda; Insecta; Hymenoptera; Apidae. The coding region runs from base 258 to 1598 and encodes 446 amino acids. The transcript has 5 exons.